CGGCGACGGGAAUAUGAAUCGGUGUAACUACCCAUUCUCGGCGGUGUGAGUCAAGAAUUAAAAGAAGAAAAAACUACCAAUUUAAAUCCCUUUCUCGGGGCUCAGGCCAGGCCAUCAGCAAUCCCACUACUGGUUCGAAACGCCAUAGCUCUGCCAUUGCCAAUUCAAAGCUACCCCAGCUCUCCAUCGCCUGGUCGCCGCCAUGAGGUCUGAUCAGAUUCCAUCGUCCAAGCCGGAUGAAGCAGACCGGGAACUGCUCAGCCGCCCCGCCACUUCCCUCAUCACUGCCCGCAAGAAAGGGACAGGAGUACGGGCAUGGCUCCUGCUGGACUCUACCGGCCAGGCCCAGACUGUGGAGGUAGGGAAGCACGCCAUCAUGCGUCGCACUGGUUUACCCGCCCGCGAUCUUCGGAUUCUCGACCCGCUUCUGUCGUACCCGUCCACGGUUCUGGGCCGCGAGAGGGCGAUAGUCAUCAAUUUGGAACACAUCAAGGCGAUCAUAACUGCGCAAGAGGUUUUGUUGCUGAAUUCCAAGGACCCUUCUGUCACUCCCUUCGUUGAAGAGCUGCAAAAGAGGCUUACCUUCCAUUUUCACGCCACCAAAGCACAGUUAAAGGAGAGAAAUGGAGACGAUACAAAUUGGAAGACUGUGUAUGAUUCCCAAUUGCUGAAAUCAAGCACCGAGAGCCCUGAGGAAUUUCCUGAGCGUUCAUUACUUGGUCGUGAUCAUGAGGAGGGAAGGAAGACAGAUGGGAGGCAGAGCGUUGAGAACCGUGAUGGAUCGAAGGUUCUCCCAUUUGAAUUUGUAGCCUUGGAGGCAUGUUUGGAGGCUGCCUGCAGUUGCUUAGAGAUUGAGGCAAAAACAUUGGAGCAAGAGGCUCAUCCAGCAUUGGAUAAGCUGACUUCAAAAAUUAGUACUCUCAAUUUAGAACGUGUUCGGCAGAUCAAAAGUCGUUUGGUGGCAAUAACUGGCCGAGUCCAGAAGGUAAGGGAUGAGUUGGAACACUUGCUCGAUGACGAUGAGGAUAUGGCUGAAAUGUACUUGACUGAAAAAUUAGUUAACCUGGAAAACUCGACAGCUUCCUCUUUCAGUAAUGGAGAUGAAAUGGAAGAUGAUCCACCUGAAAUGGAUGACAGCCUUCCUGUUGAAGCAUCUAGGGAAGGUGGACAUGGUGCAUCCAGUAGCUAUGAUCCGGAUAUUCAAGCUGAUAUCCCUCAUGUUCAUCAUCCAUUCAGUGCGCUUAGCCGCACACUCACUAGUACCACUAGGAGUGCCAUGAGCAAGCACCUUGAUGUGGAGGAGCUAGAAAUGCUUCUGGAAGCGUACUUUGUCCAAGUUGACGGAACUCUAAACAAACUUUCUGCGGUAUGAAUUCAUCAUUGUUUUUGUUGCUUAUAACUCUAUAUCUGGAAGAGGAGAAUGAUUAUUUGUGGAGGGUGAAAAUGUUGUUCUACAACAGUAGUUUGUCACCCAACUUUCACCCCCCUUCACUUGCACCCUGCUCCCUUUCACCUCUUCUGCAACAGAGGAAUAGAUAAACACAUCAUCAUGAGAAUUGAGAAGAAAUUGUGAUUUUGACCGAUGAAUUUAUUUCUAACUCCCGUACGUUUGGGUUUUGCGUGAUUUGUGUUCAUGUGACAUGAAUGAAGCUGAGGGAGUACGUGGAUGACACAGAGGACUAUAUCAACAUUAUGCUGGAUGACAAGCAGAACCACCUUCUGCGAAUGGGGGUUAUGCUGACGACUGCAACACUAUUCAUCAGCUUCUUUAUCGUGCUUGCUGGUGUCUUUGGCAUGAACAUCGAGAUCGAGCUGUUUAAGGAAGAUGUGAAACAAGGUAUGCCAAAAUUUCUUUGGACAGUAGGUGGGGGCGCUAUGGGGACUGUAUUCCUCUUUGUUGGUGCUAUUGCCUGGUACAAGCACAAGCGACUACUAGAAUAGUAUAGCAACAAACAAUUUCUUCAUUUUCCCAAAAUUUGUAGCUCAUUAUUAUGGAAAGAAUGAAGCAAGCGCGAAACUCAAAUAUCAAAUCCUUAUCUGGUCGAAUAGAUGGAGAACAGGGUACAUUGCCCCGUACGGGUAAGUUAGGAUGCAAGUUUGUGGUUCUGCACUUGUUAAUAAA
This is a messenger RNA of Linum tenue, 2122 nucleotides long. The record is from the annotation of a GenBank genome assembly. Lineage: Eukaryota; Viridiplantae; Streptophyta; Magnoliopsida; Malpighiales; Linaceae.